AUGGUAUCUCGUCACUCUCCCCAGUGCAACUUGCAGUUGGCAAGAACCAUAGGCCUGGUCAAAGAAGUUUUUUCUGCAAUUGCACCUGUAGUUGGUUUAUCUGUUGGUUUGGCUGUGGGUCAAUCUUCAAUUGCUGAUGAAAUUUCAGAUCUUGUUAAGAGGCCUAAGCUUGAGGCAGGAAUCUGUUAUGACCCAGAAGAUCAUUUCCAAGAUUUACAAAGUGCUGUAGAUAUAUUGGUGGCCACCCCAGGAAGACUUAUGGACCACAUCAAUACAACUAAAGGAUUUACACUUGAGCAUCUAUGUUACCUUGUGGUUGAUGAAACAGAUCGAAUGCUUAGGGAGGCAUAUCAAGCCUGGCUACCAACUGUACUUCAAUUGUCUCGCUCUAAUUAUGAAAGCCACUUUCGUUGUGGAAAUACUUUUAAUCAUUCUAUAUUUGGUUCCUUAAAAACCAUUAGAAGAUGUGGUGUUGAGAGGGGAUUUAAGGAUAAGCCUUACCCCAGGCUUGUGAAGAUGGUUUUAUCUGCCACAUUAACACAAGAUCCAAGCAAGCUUGCUCAGCUUGAUCUGCAUCACCCUUUAUUUUUGACAACUGGGCAAAGUCGUUAUAAGCUGCCAGAUAAGUUGGAAUCGUACAAACUGGAAGUCAGGGCUUGA
This is a messenger RNA of Pistacia vera, 660 nucleotides long. RefSeq names its product DEAD-box ATP-dependent RNA helicase 1-like. Bases 1 to 660 code for a protein of 219 amino acids. Lineage: Eukaryota; Viridiplantae; Streptophyta; Magnoliopsida; Sapindales; Anacardiaceae. Gene Ontology annotation, molecular function: ATP binding; nucleic acid binding. The transcript has 5 exons. Gene Ontology annotation, cellular component: nucleus. The record is from RefSeq and is a predicted model, not a curated record.